CUUCUAUUUACCUCGUGUGGCUUUCCCUCCAUUUGCGCCGUGUCGUACGGUUGGGUCGUCUGGCAAGUCCCUUGCGCAAGCAACGAAUACAUCGUAUUACAUCCAGCCACAAUUGAAACGUAUACUUACUGUCGCAAGCUACGCUGACCUACCUUACGAAAGCCUUUGGUCAAAAUGCAACAAGACGCACUUCCGAGCAGCGCGGUGACGUAGCAGCACAUUUAAGCAUGGAGUUACCUCCUCCCGAUAGCAUAGGGUGGACAUUUCGGCCAAAAUCUCUGGCCGCGCGGACGGCACUUACGAGCGCAACUCCGGAUGUCGACCACCUUCCUCAGCCUCUACCGCAUGUCCAUCCAACGGAACAGCAUCACUUAUCUCAGCACCUUGUACCUUCAUCCCAAUCAUACAUACCGGACACCGGCGCCUGGCAGGUGGCACAGGAUGACAAAGUUGCCGAUGCAGCCGAAGCCAGCGGAGCGCACCUUGCUUGGCACAAGUUACCUCCGAACACAGACAUGGACCAACUACAGCGAAGGUACUCCCAAUUACGCGAAGCCUUGGACUUGUGGCAGCGCAGAGCCUCCGGCGCCCAGCAGCAGGCGGAGUCCGCUGCUGCGCACCUGGCUGCGGCGCAGCGUGAGAACUGGCGACUGGAGACGGAGAUGAUGACGUUGCGACAGAACCUGACGCUGCUUGGAGGUAACCUGCAGGGACGUCUGUCACUGGUGCAGGGUUCCAUGGUUUCGGAGCUUCAGUCGGAGUUGGCGGGCCGGCUAGCCCAGGUAGGCGAGCUGCAGGAGGAGGUCGCAGCGCUUGCCGAGCAGCUACAGGCGGCGGAGCGGGAGGCGGCGGCGGCGGGCGCGGCGGCGGCAGCGGAACGGGAGCGGUUGGCGACGGAGCUGGGUGCCGUACGGGUCAUGGUGACGGCACGGGGGCGGGGGGCGGACGGGCUGCAGGCGCAACUGGCUCAGGUUACGGAGGCUGCAGAGCGGGAGGCAGCGGCGUUGCGAGCCGAGCUUGCAGCAGCUGUGCAGCGGGCGGAGGCAGCGGAGGCGGCGGCACGGGAGGCGGGUGCUGCGGCGGAGCAGCAGCAGCAGGCGGCGGAGGAGCUCCGGCGGCAAUUGCUGCAGGAGCAGGAGGCCAGGGAGAGGCUGGCGGCGGACCUGGAAGUGGCCCAGUGCGACCUGCGGGAUCUGCGAGCUGCUAACGAGUGCCUGGAGGCGUCACUGGACGAGCAUUUGGAGGGCACCAACGCAGGUCAGGCGGGCGGCAGUGCUGCGCUGCUGCGACUGCAUGCGGAGCUGAGGAGGGUGCAGAACGAGUCCAUGGCUGAGCGACGGUCCUUGCAGGAAGCGCUGGCAGCCGCCCAAUCAGAGGCCCGUAUGGCUGCUCACCAGGUUGCGUAUUUGAAGCAGCUGCAGGAGUUGCAACGGCCUCUGGCUUCUGGCCUGGACCGUUCGGAACCUUCACCGCCCUGGACCCAUGGGUCACAACAACAACAACAAAUGCAGCAACAGCAGCAGCCACAGGACGAGCAGAGGCAGCAGGCACUGCACGGCAAUGACCCGUUGCGCAGCAGCAUCGCUAGCAGCAGCUGCUGCGGCAGCGGCGGCACGGGGAGCUUCAGUGCGUUCAGCCACACCAGUCGUCCUUCGAGCGGAUACGGCGGUGGGUUCAGUGAUGACGGAUCACAACCACAAGGGCAGCAGCAACAUCAACAUCAACAAUUACAACACAGACAGCACUACCAGCAGCAACAGCAACAGCAGGACUCCCAGGCAACCUCCGGCGCCGCAAAGGCGAUGGCCAAAAUGGUGAAAGACUUGAAGGAACGUUUGCUGUGGGAAACAGAUCGGGCCAAUGGGCUGCAGCAGCAGGUUUCGGAGCUCGAAGCGCAGCUGCGGGCGGCAUGGGCUGCGAACAACGCCGCCGUCGCAGCUGCUGCUGCUGCUGCAAAUGAACAAGCAACAGCGGAGGCUGGGGCUGCUGCUGACGGCGUCGCUGUGGCAGCAGAAGCGGCGGAAGGCGGCAUGGGAGCAGCAGCAAGGGGUGGUUUCGGAGCAUGGGGUGGCGGCGGCGCCUGGGGUGCAGCAGGCGAGGUGCUGGCUGCUGCGCCGGCAGGCGUCGACGACGGCUUUGCUGCCUCAUCGGCUGCGGGCUCCGGCCUUUGCCAGCAGUUUGGUGGCAUGGUGGCAGCAGCAGCUGCGGAAGGGGCAGAAGCUGGUGAGGGGCUGGAGGAGGCAGGGGAGCGGGGGGAGGCUGGGCCCUCGCCUGCCUCUAUGGCACGGUCGUUAAAGCAAGCGCUGUUUGGCGACGACGAUGACGAUGACGAAGGGGACCAGGAAGCGGAGGAGGAGGAGGCGGUGGCGUAUCAUGGGGACGGAGCUGGCAGCGGCGGUGGCGGUGCAUGUGGCUUUGGCGGCGAUGGUGGGUUCGACGCAGGAGGUGGCGAUGGCGGUUAUGAUGGGCGGUUUGGCGGUGCCGGAGCCGACGGCGGCGGCGGAUGGGGCGGCGCUGUGCCGCUGGGGUCCAUGCCGCUUCCUACCACCACCGCAGACGCUGAGGUUCAGACCGACGAGCUGCCCGUGCCGCAUCCUUGCCAGCAGCAACCACACCAACCGCAGCAGCAGCAGCAGGAGCAGCGUCACGGGGAGCAGAUGGUGGGAGAGGUGGAUGAGGCCGCACAGGGCCCAGGAGCUUUCUCUUCCUCAUCCUCCUCCUCUUCUGCUGCACCUGACACUGCUUCUGCGAAUGCACUCCGGGCGGCUGCUCGCGAGAUUGAACGGCUGAGGGAGCUGAAUGCAAAGCUGUCCACAGCGGCAAAAGAUCGGCAGCAGUGUGUUCCGCUUGACGACGUGCGGGCAGCCAUGGCGGAGGUGCGGGAGCGGGCCAGACGCCAGGCGGAAGAGGAGCUGGCGUCUGCAGCUCAGCGCUACCAGGCGCUGCUGGCGGUUCACGAGGUGUUGAAGGUGGAGAUGGAGGAACUCCGAAACCAGAUGCGGACAGCCCAGGAGGAGGCGCAGGCGGCUCGUGACGUCAAGGUGGCCGAGCUGCAGCAGCAGCUGGAGGAGGCUGCGACGCAGCUGGAGGCCGCCAGAAGCCGUGCGGAACGGCUCGGAGAGCAGCUCUCACGGGUCCGAGCGGAGGCUGAAGCCGAUACGGCAGCGGCGCUCGUGGAAGCGCAUGCGGACGCAUCGGCGGCGCUCAACCGCCAGCUAACCGCCCUGCGCGCAAGGCUGGAAGAAGAACGUGUAGCGGCCCUGGAGGAGUUGAGGAUGCAGUUGGAGGCGACCCAUGGGUCGGCAGCGGCCGAGGCGGAGGCACGGCAUAUUGCAGGGCUUCAGGAGUUGCGGAAGCAGCACGAGGAGGAGCUGGAGGCGCUGAGGGCGGAGCAUAAGGGUGCCUUGGUGGCAGCGGAGGCGGAGAGGGUGAAGCAGUUGGCGGAACUAGAACAGCGGCAUGCGUCUGAGGUUUCGGAGCUGCAAGCCAAGUACGCUGCAGAGGUUUCGGAGCUCCAGGGAGGUAGUUUCGGAGCUAACGGAUUGGAGGAGAUGAAGCAACGGCAUGAGGCUGAGGUUUCGGAGCUUCAACGGCGGCUACAGGAGCUGACGCAGGAGCAUGCAGUGCAGUUGGCGGCAGCGGUAGGGCAGCAGGGUCAGGCGGUAGAGGCGGCGGUGGCGGAGGCGUGUAGGGCGGCGGCAGCAGAGAGGGAGAGGUUGGUGGAGGAGCUUCGCCGGUGCCACGAAGAAGAGAGACAGGCGCUCGAGUCCGACGUUUCGGAGCUCCGUUCGACUGUACACGAGCUGCAGGCUCAGCUGCUGAGCACAUGCACGGCCGAAGACGCUGAAGAGGCGGAGGCAGACGAGGCUGAAGGCGCGGCGCAGCUGCAUGGCAGGGGAGGGCAGCCUCCGAGCAGCAAUGACGCAGGUGGCGAACAAGACGGGUCUGGGCAGCGCUUGGAGGCGCAGUUGAUGGCAUCCCCGCCGACACCGCCGCAGCAUCACCGACAGCAGUUGGCGGCUUUAGAGGCGGUGGUACGACAACAACAGGCCGAUCUGCAGCAGCAAGCCGCCCAGCUGCAAGCCCUGCAACGACGUCACGAGCAGGAGCUAGCGCACCUCGAAAUGACCCAUGGGUCGGUCGCAGCCGAGGCUGAGGCUCGACACGCCGCAGAGGUCGAGGCCUUGAGACGGCAGCAUGCAGAGGAGUUGUCGGCGAUGCAUGCGGAACAUGAGGGAGCUUUAGCUGCGGCGGAGGCGGCGCAUGGGGAGCAUGUAGCAGCGCUAGCGCGGCAGUACGAGAUGUCGUACAAUGAGCAGCUGGCGAAGACGGCGGCGCUGCGAGAUGGGCAUCAGAAAGAGCUCCGUCGUGUCGCUGCGACGGUGAACGCUGAGGCUGCCGCGGCGGCAGCGGUGUUGCAGCAACAGAUGGAGGCGGCGGCGGCAAGGAAGGUGGCGGCGGCGGUGCAAGCCAUGCACCGGCACGAGGCGGCGGCGGCGGCAGCCGGAAGCGCCGCCGGCGUCCAUGCAUGCGCGAACAUAAGUGUCAAAAUAAGAUCAGAAGACGGGGUAGCUGCGCACGCUUUGGCGUCGGCAGCGCAGACUCAACUGCAGCAGCAGCAGCAACGCCGCCGUCGCAGCACUGGAUCUCAACCGGAUGCAGAUCUUAGAGGCGGCCCGCUGCAGCAGCAGCCACAUGGGGAGGCCUCCGGCAGCGGCGCAGCUUGGACCGGUGCAUCCUCUCGUGACGGCGCGUUGUACGACAUGUAUUCGGGAGGCGUCGUCGACCGUGAUGAUGCCGUACAGUUGGCCUCCGCUGAGGCGGCGCCGUGGCUUGCGGGACCGUCGGCAGGAGACGUUGGAGGCGUUGGGGUUGGCGUCGAUGGGCUACAGCUUCCGUUUACCGUUGCCACUAACCGUUAUUCAACGGCCGCCAUUAGCGGCGGUGGUACGGGCGACACAUUGGUUGCUAAGCAGCAGCAGCAACAUGCCAAUGUACGGCGCAGCAGUGACAGCAGUAGCAGCGCCGGCGGAGGUGGUGGCGGCGGCGGCGGCGGCAGUAGCCGUAGCAUUGACAUGUGGCUGCCCCGUCCGCCGCCACCCGAGCUCUGCUCCUCGCCAUCUUGCUGUGACGACGCCCCCGACAGUGGCGGCGGACCGGCUCAACCUGUACGACAUCUGACGUCAGCGUUAACCACUGCGGCGGCUGCACAACGCCAACUGCAACCUGCCGCCGUUGCGGCGUCCCGGCUUCAGCCACGUAUCGACGCCUCCGCCGCCACUACCGUACCACAUGGCAUCUCUUCCGGCCGCGGCUCCCUCUCCGCCCGUGGAGGCACCGCUGUUGUACAAAUCCCCAGCACCGCCUCCGCCGCUCCCGUUGCCUCCGCCGCUGCUGUUGCUCCGGUCGAUGGCAGCGGCAGCCGACGCAGCGCCGCCGCUGCUCCUCCUCCCGCGCUCAGAAACGGUGCCAACAUGCUGGAGUCGCUGGUGGACCAGUCCCUUGCGUCUUCGCGGGAGCACCUGGAACGCAGCCUAGCGCAGGAGGCCCUGGCGGCGCAGUACGCAGCAAGCGCAGCGGAGCAUGAGGCCCGACUGCACAGCCUGCGGAGCGGCCGGCUGGCGGCGGCGGUGGCGGGGCUGCGGUGUCCCGCACCCGCGCCGGCGACGGCACAGGCCAGCACGGCGCUGGCGGCGGGACGCGGCUCUGUGACGGCGGCCGCUGCAAAUGUCGUGACAGGGGGUUCGAGGGUGGUAGGCCACAAUUUGGACGCUAGGCUGUCCGCGGCCCCGCCGUUGCCGUCGGCAAGGCAGCGACCAACGGCAGCGGCGGGAGCGGCAGGCGGCGGCGGUGACGGAGGCAAAGAGUUUACCGCCGCUGAGAUGCGAACCAGCCGCCAACAGCAGCAGCAGCCAAUGUCCCUCAGCCUAGCCGACCUAAGCAGCAGCAGCUCCGCCGCCAGCAUGCCGGUCUCAGACCGCCGUCGAUUGUACGACAACAGUCAACCGCAACAACAACAACAGCUGCCGUACACCUCUCAGCGGCAUCGAGCCAGCGAGCCCGGCGGGCGGCCUGGCUCCCUUGCUGCUGCUGCUGGGGGCGUUGAAGACGGCGGCGCAGCUGCAUACCAGCGUGGCAGUGGCAGUGUGAUCAGUAAUGGUGGUGCCGUACAAGCAGGUAGUGCAGGUGUAGCGAACGGCGCCGGUAGUCGUCGCAGCAGUGCCCCGGGUGUGCCUAGUGGGCUGUCCGCCUCCACCUCUACCGCUGGUGGUGGUGGUGCUGGUGGUGCUGGUGCUGCUGGUGGUACGACUGCUGGGGCGCCGGUUGUCAGCCUUGCCAGCCUUGGCCGUGGAAGCGGGG
This is a messenger RNA of Astrephomene gubernaculifera, 6360 nucleotides long. The record is from the annotation of a GenBank genome assembly. NCBI's taxonomy places the organism in Eukaryota, Viridiplantae, Chlorophyta, Chlorophyceae, Chlamydomonadales, Astrephomenaceae.